GGGCGUGGCCUCCGUGACUAUGACAUCGCAGCCGCUGGCAUUGUGGAAUACAAGGUACCAUGGUUACCGUGGCAACAGUUGACAAACGCACCAUGGCAACGGGAGCCACAGGUGUCAUAGCAAUGGGAACCCGAGGCCACUCAGUCGAAUCGUAUCCAGACACCCAGAUUCUUGCACAGAACAAACUACCUGGAUUUUCAGACUGCAAGCUGAGAUAUGAAGGGGCCUUUUUCUGUUUGUGGAUAAACUACCUGAAUGUGAAGUAGCCUACUUACAGGAGUCCAGUGUUUUGAGAAUACAGUUGUGUCCUCAGUGUUGAAUCAUUCUUUUCUAGCAUCAUGGCUGGGGUGGCAUUGUGUGAACCAACAGAACUGUAUAAUAUGUUGAACCAGUCCACAAAAAUCUCUAGACUAGCAGAACCAAACUAUCUCUGUUUAAUGGAUGCUCGUACGAGGAGGGAGUACAAUGAAAGCCACUUGAUGACAGCGAUACGAGUCAGAAAGAAUGCGUUGGGCAAAUUCAUAGUUCCUCCGUCCGUCAAUCUGGAGUGUGUUCGAUACUGCGUGGUAUACGAUGGCAAAUCUACCUCAGUGGAGGCUGCUUACGACAUAGAUUAUGAUUUGUAUGAAGUGGAUAAAGAACUAACCCCAUUUGACAAGGGAGAGGACAUCAACAAAUUAAGAACCAAGAGAUCUUCUGAGGAGAAUGCCCCAGUGGGAUCCGCAGCUCGCUGUGCCAGGAUUAUGCAGCAGUUCACCAGUAAUCCAGUCCUGGUCCUGAGGGGCGGGUACGAAUUGUUCACAGCGACUUACCAUUACCUGCGGACCCAGAAGAUAUUCUGGAUGCCUCAGGAGCUAGAGGCCUUUAAGCCCUACCCAGUGGAGAUCCUGCCUGCUCGCUUGUACAUGGGAAAUUACGCCCAGGCCUGUGACAGCCAAAUACAGAAGGAUCUGAAAAUCAAAGCCCAUCUCAAUGUCUGCGAAGAAGCUGGCACAUUUUUCCUUGAAGACAGUGACAGACUGCUUCAUAUCCCUAUUCCGGAUUCUCCAGAUGCAGAGAUAUUUUCCUACUUUCCCAAGAUCUGCCACUUCAUUGACAGUCACAUUCACAAGGAAAGAGUCCUUGUUUUCUCCACCAUGGGCAUAAGCAGGUGCAGCACAGUGGUCAUGGCCUACCUCAUGCAUUCCUGCAGGCUUUACUUAAAGAAGGCUUGGAGCUAUGUUCAGAAGUGCAAAAUCAACAUGCGGCCCAAUCGGGGGUUUGUGCGACAGCUGUCAGAAUGGGAGGAACGCAUCUACCUGAGCGAUAUCACUGAUAUCUCCGAACCGAAUUACUGACCAAGAGCGGGGGACAGAGAAAGUCCCUGAAUCACUGCUGGCUUCCUGCAGUGGAAUUUCAAAGGCUUUCGAAUGGUGGUGAUGAAACAG
Messenger RNA from Lacerta agilis (Sand lizard), 1427 nucleotides. RefSeq names its product serine/threonine/tyrosine interacting like 1 (gene STYXL1). The coding region runs from base 339 to 1337 and encodes 332 amino acids. Gene Ontology annotation, molecular function: pseudophosphatase activity; protein phosphatase binding; protein phosphatase inhibitor activity. Lineage: Eukaryota; Metazoa; Chordata; Lepidosauria; Squamata; Lacertidae. The transcript is spliced from 10 exons. Gene Ontology annotation, cellular component: mitochondrion. The record is from RefSeq and is a predicted model, not a curated record. Gene Ontology annotation, biological process: negative regulation of cytoplasmic stress granule assembly; positive regulation of intrinsic apoptotic signaling pathway; protein dephosphorylation.